Molecule: messenger RNA, 1814 nt
Organism: Amoebophrya sp. A120
Lineage: Eukaryota; Dinophyceae; Syndiniales; Amoebophryaceae
Source: the annotation of a GenBank genome assembly
AUGCAUGCCGAGGCGGUCAACACGGUGGUGGUCUGCUACUAUCCUGGGCAAAAACGUCACCACCCCAGCGUUGUCAUGCAGAUUUGCACUGCCAGGGACAUUUGCAAUGCGCAUGUCCAUGAGAGGCAUUUCCAGUCAUGUGUUGGCAUUUGUAGUGCUGUAAACAGGAUUAGAGUGAGAGGAGCUUUUUCAUGCGGCUUCCCUUGCUAGCCAGCACUGCAGAUGGUCACUUGUCAUGCAUACCGCCCAAAACUUUGAGACUUGUGUUGCAGAUUUAGCAACUUCACUGUGGGGUGGGGACCGUUUUGCUCAUGAUAGCUACGACAGAAAAUUCCCGAACGCAAACUCGCGCCAGCCCUUUUAUCCUGUGGAAAAUGAAGUUGUAGCUGCCUCGAUGUAGUUGUGGUCAUGCAGAUUUGGAUUAUUUUCGGCUGCGCCAGGACUAAUCUCUCUCACACAGCAUCUACUUGUGAUGUCACGAAGCAUUGUAUAUCUUCUAAUCGCUGUGUUCUUCCUUUGGAAAAAUUCAUCCCGCAGAAAAGAAAACAAGAGCAGCAACAUAGAUUUCUCAAAAACGGUCCGUCAUUGUUCCUCGGAACACCUACAGUACCUGGUCAUGAGGAUUUUCCUGAACUAACUCUGGAUUUUGGUAUAUUAACAGCUGUCCAAAAAUCCUGGCUACGAAAGAGGAUGGCACUUUCUUCUAGAGGAUACUCUUCCAGAGGACAUUCAAUAUGGGAAUAAGCAUCUCAAGCAUAAACACUCGCAACUGUUACAUGAAUUUUUUAUCGCGCAGAAUCAGUAUCACGCCACACACGAUCAAGCUUCUUCGCAUGACAACAAAGUUCCCCAUUGGACUCUUCUUUGCCAAAUCUGUAUUAUGCGAGACGCGCAAGAACGGUCCUCAUCUCACUUUUGUUGUUCUUGCAUGACAAAAAAUUCGUCGCAUAACAGUGGAGAAUGUGACAGUUGAGAACGCCAUACUCAACGAACUCUGUUUCAGAUGCUCGGAAACGAACCGUGUAUGCCCGUCACACCGAUUAAGGAGCGCCUGAUGAAGGAGAAGGCCGAUGCCCUGUCGCUCAAGGACGUGCAAAAGAAGAACGCCGUCGACAGACAACGGCGGGAACAUCAUAUCAAAUGCAAGAAUGUCUGGGUCUGGAAAAGUGGUACUUGUCAAAGUAAUUACAGAAUCAUGCAAAAAUCUGUGUUGCAUGAUGACCCAAAGCUGUCCACUUUCGACCAAGUACACAAGCAGUUUCUGAUGCAGAAUCGGCAUGAUGGAGACCUCACAAAAUCUGUCAUGCUAGGAUUUGCAUUUCAAACCUCAAUUACCAUUCAAAACGUGCAUGACAAGUCUUGCAUUCUUGCAGACCCAGAUGACAUUUUUGCAUUUGAUACAUCAGCAAAAAAUGCAAUUCACCCAGGAGAACUACACCUUCGGCGUCCGUGCGGUGCUUCUCCAUGAUGAGAAUACAGACGUAUGGAUUGCAAACAUGUCUGGGUCUGGAAGAUUGCAACUUGUCAUGCUAAAUCCGAAUCAUGCAAAAAUCUGUGUUGCAUGAGCGCCGAAAGCUGUCCACUUUCGACCAAAUUGCGAGGGAGUUUCUCAUGCAGGAUAGGCAUGGCAGAGACCUCACAGAAUCUGUCACGCUAGGUCCCUCAUUCCAGACCUCAUGGUCAUGGGUCAUGGGAGACCUCCUGCGUGACAAGUUUACAAACUUCCAGACCCAGACAUACUUAUUUGCGGUUGAUAGGACGACUUCUACAGCAACGCGAACCGGUUGCUCCUCACGAAGGACCGUGGUCUUCAC